Messenger RNA from Sphaeroforma arctica JP610, 1464 nucleotides. RefSeq lists its product as hypothetical. Lineage: Eukaryota; Ichthyosporea; Ichthyophonida. The transcript is spliced from 3 exons. The coding region runs from base 50 to 979 and encodes 309 amino acids. The record is from RefSeq and is a predicted model, not a curated record.
UCAGAAAUUAGAAACGAGUCUGUACGCUUACGAUGACUUGUAUUACAAGAUGGUGCUCAACGUCACGCUGGAUCUCGGUGUGCCCACAGUGGGGAAUAUCAGCAAGACCAUCUACCUCAAACUGGAGCACACAGGCCAGGCACUGCCCAUUGACGUGAACAUGGGAAAAGUAAUACCCAUCACUGACGAACACCUGACACACACAAGCGCACAUCCAGACAUGUUUAGACGCAACCCGACUGCUGCGGAUGUGCGCAGGACGAGUGGUGGUGAACGCGCCAGUCGACGUACACGCGAGCGAGUGAUUGGCAGGGCAAGGGAGCACACCCGAGCAAUGUCACGCGAAGGAAUGCUUAGAGAACGCGACAUGGGUUACCGUGUAUUUAGAGCGCGUGCACGAGAGAUGCGCCAGGCUCAUGACACUCCUCCUGCGGACGCUGAAACGGCUCAGCCAGGUUUAGAGCUACGCGUGCUGGCACAUUCGUGUGUGCAGGUCAACAGCACAGACAACGCGAACGGGCCGGCUGUGUGGACACUCACCACUUUCAAUAGCACCAGUAACGGCACUGGCUGCCGUCCAAAUCAUUGGGGUUAUUGGGCCAACGAACGCCUAUAUCGCGAUGUAACGAACACCACACGGGACAUAUUUGAGAAAGCAUUGGAAGACGCUACUACGGAUGGAACUCAUGAGAAUGUGCAGAUUGUGGUCACCACGGUGCUCUACGUACGCCACACCCUCGACCCCGAGAUACAAAUCAAUGCAAUGGAUACAGAACUGUGGAUGACCGCCGAGGAGAAGGAUCACGUGGCCGACAAGCUGCACACACUGGCCGUCAAGUGUCUGGCUAUCACGUGCUUGUUUACGGUUGUUAUUAUAAUGUAUAGACACCGCAAGAAAAGGCAACGCAGGGCCUACCAUGGGCUACAGUCUCAGCUGGUAUUCGAGGAACAGAAUGCAUUCAGUGCUGGUACGCAAUAGAUUGACGUAUUCUGAUUGUUGAGCACUGCUAGUUGUCCAUGGGAGUAUGCUGCUGAGGAUGUGAUCCGUGAGUACAAUAUCCGAGUAAUCUGAAAUAGGUUUUUAAAGUUUAGGGUUUCAAGCUUUAGGGUUUGGCCAUCCAAAAUAGAACGUAGGCAUAGUCGAUGCGCCCUUGAAAAAGUAAGGCAUCAUUGUUGAUUUUAUGAGUGUAUCAACACUUUUUUGACGGAUUGGUGCCCCCACUAACUCUAACUACGGGAUGAAGUCCAUAUUCCACAAAGCGGCGCUUCACAUCGUUUUCGCCACCCGUAAGAUUAGUGAUUUUAAACAUACAGUACAUAUCGCGGCCAUGCGGAAGAGUAAUGCCUAAUGACUUUAUAGCUACAUAACACACGAUUCUAUUCUAUUUUGGCUGCUCGCUUUGCAGGCACAACUCUUUGGCACGGUUCACUGGGACUAUCAUUCCACUUGUGCGAGAAAAUAAA